AUGUCAGAGUCUACUUGUCAAGUUGGUAUAAGCAUAUUUUUGAAAAUUCCGAAAAUUAUAAGUCAAAUUAAAGAAUAUAUUUUAGAUAAGAACUUUUUUCAGUUUGCAUUUGAGCCACGGUGAGACUUGGGGCUUCUAAAAUCUUCAAAAAGCUUUUUUCGUGUUCUUUAAAAUUAUUGUAGCCAACUGGACGAAGCUUAAGAUUAACAAUCUGUUUCAAAAUAAUUGAAGGGACAAAAAAAAUUUGAAAUCUCUUUCUUCUAAUUCCAUUUCCUCAAGUUUUGCAUUCAGCUAAAAAUCGCACUCGACAUGUCUUUCGACGAAUUGAUGAGCGAGAAAGAUCAACGACGGGCGGUGCACCAGAUCGGCUGGUGUUACACGGCGAAUAGGCACGCACCCGAGCCCUUCCAGUUCUAUAUCGUCGGCUUCAACGGCCCAACUCGCCAUGUAAUUUUUAAUUCAUACGAAAAACCAACAAAUCUCUCCAGAUUUACGACAACGUGCCGCACAACAGGAACCAGGACAUUUUUCUCAAGGAAUCCAAGUUGGAAGAGACCUUCGAACUUGAAAAUAUCGUUUAUUUGACUGCUGAAUCGGAUAACGUCGGUUUAUCGUGUGUAUGAGAGAUUGAAUCAAAUUUUGAAGGUCCUCGGAACUUUAGAAGAUUCGAAAGUAUACGUGAUAGGCGGCUUGGUCGAUCACAACUCUCAAAAAGGACUUUGUCAUAAGUUGGCCGUUGAGAAAGGCUUCAAUCAUGCGCGGCUUCCGAUCGAUGAGUUCGUAAAUCUGAAGACGAGGAAGGUUUGUUAAUUCGAAAUUCUUUGAAGUCUACCUGAAACGUUUCACAUUUCUUAAAGUUUUUGUUUUACUGCCAAGAACUUUGCGAAUAGAUUGAAAAUGUUAGUGUAAUGAGUAAAAAAAACAUGGAAAUUAGACAUUUCUGUUUUGUAUACAAUCUUGGUCAUUUUCUGAACAGCUGAACUUUUUAAAUUUUGAAGUUACUGGACUUUUUCAUAUUUCUUUAGAAGUUAACCCGAAUUUUUUUUAUCGGGAAUAAGAAUUCUUUAGUCUGGAACUCUGAAUAAAUUUAGAGAUAGCUAUGUUUUUCAUUUGUCAACUAAUUCACUAUCAAGUUUCUUGAAUUUACCAAAUUUAUGGCUUUUGACUCGAUUUUAAUCUAUUCUCAGGUCCUGACCAUCAACCACGUGUUUGAAAUCCUGGUCCACUACAAUAGCAGCGGAAACUGGGAGCAAGCCUUCUUCUCAGUUAUCCCUCAACGGAAAGGAAUGCAAAAGAAGGAGGAAACAGAAGGUUCCAGCUGA
Messenger RNA from Caenorhabditis auriculariae, 1322 nucleotides. Lineage: Eukaryota; Metazoa; Nematoda; Chromadorea; Rhabditida; Rhabditidae. The record is from the annotation of a GenBank genome assembly.